Messenger RNA from Phycodurus eques (leafy seadragon), 5686 nucleotides. Its product is annotated as plasma membrane calcium-transporting ATPase 1-like. Gene Ontology annotation, molecular function: PDZ domain binding; P-type calcium transporter activity; ATP hydrolysis activity. Gene Ontology annotation, biological process: regulation of cytosolic calcium ion concentration; calcium ion transmembrane transport. The record is from RefSeq and is a predicted model, not a curated record. Gene Ontology annotation, cellular component: membrane; intracellular membrane-bounded organelle. The transcript has 22 exons. Lineage: Eukaryota; Metazoa; Chordata; Actinopteri; Syngnathiformes; Syngnathidae. The coding region runs from base 508 to 4077 and encodes 1189 amino acids.
CUUGGUCUUCCCUUUUAUCGGAUUGAUUUGUGACCCAACCGGGAAGGAUCCGAGCUGUUCGCUGCUGCAGUGGCGUGCGACGGCUGUGUUUUCGCCCGCUGCUCGGGGGAACCUCUCGACCGCUGUUUCGCGCCCUCAUAAUUCAGUCGUUUUCCCCCGGACGAGCCCCGGCGAGGGAGCCUCACACGCCGCCGAGCCCGCCAGAGAUCCCCCACAAAUGUUGUCAUUUAGCGUCGCCUAUCUGUCAAGGAUGACCGCUUACCGUUCGGACAAAUGCCGCAACUGGCUGUUUUGAACCAAAAUGGCUGACUUGCUGUUCAGCUUAAGCGACGCCAGCCGGCCAUGUUUACCUCCGUUUCCAUGGUAACCCAGAAGAACAUGCCCGCCCCGGCAAGGAGUUAACCUGUGGAACGACACUAGCCGCAAUCCCCCUCCGCUGACUCUCGCCGCCUUUCGGGAUCUUUUCUGACAUCGGAGCGACGCGUCGGACUCGCGAGGAUCGCCGACAUGGCCAACAACACGGCGGACCACCCUCCGGGGAACUCUGUCGCCGACGGCAACCACGACGGCGACUUCGGGGUGACGGUGAGCGACCUGCGAGGACUCAUGGAGCUGCGCAGCGGGGAGGCCGUCAACAAGAUACGAGACGAAUACGACGACGUGCAGAGCAUCUGCAGACGCCUCAAAACGUCGCCCAUCGAAGGUCUGUCCGGCAACCCAGUGGACCUGGAGAAGCGACACACGGCUUUCGGGCAGAACUUCAUCCCGCCCAAGAAGCCCAAAACUUUCCUGCAGCUGGUGUGGGAAGCCCUUCAAGAUGUCACGCUCAUCAUCCUGGAGAUCGCUGCCAUCAUCUCGCUGGGCUUGUCCUUCUACCACCUGGAAGGCGGAGACAGUGAAGCUUGCGGGCAGGCGUCGGGCGGCGUGGAGGACGAAGGCGAGGCGCAGGCAGGCUGGAUCGAGGGCGCGGCCAUCUUGUUCUCGGUCAUCAUCGUGGUGCUGGUGACGGCCUUCAACGAUUGGUCAAAAGAGAAGCAGUUCCGAGGCCUCCAGAGUCGCAUUGAGCAGGAGCAGAAGUUCACCGUCAUUCGCAAAGGACAAGUCAUUCAGAUCCCCGUGGCCGAGAUGGUGGUGGGGGACAUCGCCCAGAUCAAAUACGGAGAUCUGCUGCCCACCGACGGGAUUCUGAUUCAAGGCAACGACCUGAAGAUCGACGAGAGCUCCCUCACCGGAGAGUCCGAUCAGGUCCGCAAGUCUCUGGAGAAAGAUCCAAUGUUGCUGUCGGGGACGCACGUGAUGGAGGGCUCGGGCCGGAUGGUGGUGUCGGCCGUGGGCCUGAACUCUCAGACGGGAAUCAUCUUCACGCUGCUCGGUGCCGGCGAGAACGGCGAGGAGAAGAAGGCCAAGAAAAGUAAAAAACAAGGACCCCCCGAAAAUCGCAACAAAGCCAAGACCCAGGACGGCGUGGCGUUGGAGAUCCAGCCGCUGAAGAGCGAGGAGGCGGGCGAGUCUGAGGAGAAGGAGGAGGCCAAGCCGGUGAAGAAGGUGAUCGUGCCCAAGAAGGAGAAGUCGGUGCUGCAGGGGAAGCUGACCAGGCUGGCCGUGCAGAUCGGGAAAGCCGGCCUGAUCAUGUCGGCGGUGACGGUGAUCAUCCUGAUCUUGUACUUCGUGAUCGACACGUUCGGCAUCCAGGGCCACACGUGGACGUCCGAGUGCACGCCCAUCUACAUCCAGUACUUCGUCAAGUUCUUCAUCAUCGGCGUCACCGUCCUGGUGGUGGCCGUCCCCGAGGGCCUGCCCCUGGCCGUCACCAUUUCACUCGCCUUCUCCGUCAAGAAAAUGAUGAAGGACAACAACCUGGUCCGACACCUGGACGCGUGCGAGACGAUGGGCAACGCCACGGCCAUCUGCUCGGACAAGACGGGCACCCUGACCAUGAACCGCAUGACCGUGGUCCAGGCCUACGUUGGAGACACUCGUCACAAGACCGUACCCGAACCCAGCGCCAUCAAGCCCGACACCCUGGAGGUCCUGGUCAACAGCAUCUCCAUCAACUCGGCCUACACCACCAAGAUCCUGCCUCCAGAGAAGGAGGGCGGUCUCCCCCGCCACGUGGGCAACAAGACGGAGUGCGCCCUCCUGGGUCUGGUUCUGGACCUGAAGCGGGAUUACCAGCCCAUCAGGGACGAGGUCCCCGAGGAGAAGAUGUACAAGGUGUACACCUUCAACUCGUCGCGCAAGUCCAUGAGCACCGUCAUCAAGACCGCCGACGGAGGCUUUCGCAUGUACAGCAAAGGCGCCUCCGAGAUCAUCCUCAGGAAGUGCUCGCGCAUCCUGGACGGCGAGGGCUACCUGCGCGUCUUCAAGCCCAAAGAUCGCGACGAGAUGGUCCGCAAGGUGAUCGAGCCGAUGGCCUGCGACGGCCUGCGCACCAUCUGCGUGGCCUUCAGGGACUUCCCCGCCGACGGCGGCGAGCCCAACUGGGACGCCGAGAACCAGAUCCUCAACGACCUCACGUGCAUCGCCGUGGUCGGCAUCGAGGACCCCGUCAGGCCCGAGGUCCCCGAAGCCAUCUCCAAGUGCCAGCGCGCCGGCAUCACGGUUCGCAUGGUGACGGGCGACAACAUCAACACGGCGCGCGCCAUCGCCACCAAGUGCGGAAUCCUGCUGCCCAACGAGGACUUCCUGUGUCUGGAGGGCAAAGAGUUCAACCAGCAGAUCCGGAACGACAAGGGCGAGGUAGAACAAGAGCGUCUGGACAAAGUUUGGCCCAAACUGCGAGUUCUGGCGCGUUCGUCGCCAACGGACAAACACACUUUGGUGAAAGGCAUCAUUGACAGCACGGUCGGAGAGACCCGGCAGGUGGUGGCAGUGACGGGAGACGGAACCAAUGACGGGCCCGCGCUCAAGAAAGCAGACGUCGGCUUCGCCAUGGGCAUCGCCGGCACGGACGUGGCCAAGGAGGCGUCGGACAUCAUCUUGACCGACGACAACUUCACCAGCAUCGUGAAGGCCGUCAUGUGGGGCAGGAACGUCUACGACAGCAUCUCCAAGUUUCUGCAGUUCCAGCUCACCGUCAACGUGGUCGCCGUCAUCGUGGCCUUCACCGGCGCCUGCAUCACGCAGGAUUCGCCGCUGAAGGCGGUGCAGAUGCUGUGGGUCAACCUGAUCAUGGACACGUUGGCGUCGCUGGCGUUGGCCACCGAGCCGCCCACCGAGUCGCUGCUCCUGCGCAAACCGUACGGGCGCAACAAGCCGCUCAUCUCGCGCACCAUGAUGAAGAACAUCCUGGGCCACGCCGUCUACCAGCUCGUCGUCAUCUUCACGCUGCUCUUCGCCGGCGAGAAGUUGUUCGACAUGGACAGCGGCCGCAACGCCCCGCUGCACUCGCCGCCGUCCGAGCACUACACCAUCGUGUUCAACGUCUUCGUCAUGAUGCAGCUCUUCAACGAGAUCAACGCCCGCAAGAUCCACGGCGAGCGCAACGUCUUCGAGGGCGUCUACCGCAACCCCAUCUUCUGCAGCGUCGUCCUCGGAACCUUCGCCCUGCAGAUCGUCAUCGUCCAGUUUGGCGGCAAGCCGUUCUCCUGCACGGCGCUGACCAUCGACCAAUGGCUGUGGUGCGUCUUCAUCGGCGUGGGCGAGCUGCUGUGGGGGCAGCUGAUCUCAUCGGUGCCCACGCACCGCCUGAAGUUCCUGAAGGAGGCGGGUCACGGCACCACCAAGGAGGAGAUCCACGAGGAGGAGCUGACGGAUGACGCAGACGAGAUCGACCACGCCGAGAUGGAGCUCAGGCGGGGGCAGAUCCUUUGGUUCCGGGGCCUCAACCGCAUCCAGACGCAGAUUAAGGUGGUGAAUGCGUUCCGGAGCUCGUUGUACGAAGGUCUGGAGAGUCCGGAGUCGCGGAGCUCCAUCCACAGCUUCAUGGCCCAUCCUGAGUUUGUCCCACUGUCCGAGGAGGAAGCUCGCAUCCCGCCCAUCGAGGAGUCGGGAGACGAGAUCCAGACCUUGCCGGGAAUCUCCUCGUCCUCGUCCUCCUCCGCCGCGCCAGGAGAUGCCGCCACAUCGUCCGCUUAAGCUUCCUCCUCCUUCCUCAUCAUUAUCGCCAUCGCCGCACUCUCCCGCCAUCUGCCCCUUUUUCACGUUCACCCAGCAUCAGAAUUCCCGCCACUCUCGUUUCUGUUGUUUUUGUUUUUUUUGUUUUGCAGCGGAACAGCUUCAGUGGUUUGUUAGCAGCAUGUGGCUAACGACAAAAAGUCAAACCCUCUUUCUCGACUUUUUUUUUACCAGCGAAAAUUCCUCAUCAGCAGGUUUUUGUUAACGGGUUGUUAGCUGACGGGUAACACAAGCAUGUGUUAGCAUGUGGCUAAUGACAACGAGUCAAACCCUCAUGCCACGUGCGGGAAGCAUUAUGAGGAUUCCCACAUAGUUUCUAGGCAGGACUCGCCCCACUGGAACAUGAUUGGCUCCUGCGUCGCAGGAAGUGAAGGCUACGUAGGUGUAGCGAGAUGACCAAAACAUGUAUCACAUUUGUAUGAAAUAAAAACAGUUGUUAUUGUUAGGUUUAGGGUUAGGGUUGGGGUUUAAGGCGGUUUAGGAUUAAAGUUAGGAUUAGGGUGGUUUAGGGUUAGUGGGAAACAUUGAAGUCACAAACUUCUUUUCCCGUCUGGAAGCAGUAGGGCGUGUUCUACAGGGAUACAACAGCCAAUCAUAGUACGGCGGCGCGUGUCCUGUGGGAAUCCUAAUUACGCGUGCAGGACAUAUCCCGUUAGCAGCUUGUGGCUAACAACAACAAGACAAACCUUCAUGCCGCAACACAUGCAGCAAAACUCCCACAGUUUCCUUUUUUUUUUUUUUUUGUUUCUCAGCCAAAAUCAGAAUGUGAACGGCUUUAUAUCAUUAGCGAGUUAUUGGCUUGUGGCUGAAAACAACAAAGAACAACAAGUUGUUAGAAUGGGGCUAGCAACAAGUCAAGUACUCAUUCCAGACCUUUUUUUUUUUUUUUUUCAGUUAAAAUUCCUCACCAGCAGGUUUUUAACAGCAGGUUGUCAUGUUGUAUACAAAAAAAUACAUUAGAAUGUAGCUAAGAACAAGUCAUGAAGAUUCCUCAUCAUUCCGCGACAAGUAGAGGAAUUCCUUAUAGCGGGUUUUUAGCUAUAAAUAAGUCAAACACUCAUGCCGCGACACACGUGCUGAACUAUUCCCAUUAGCCUCUUGUUAGCACCAUGUGGCUAACAACAACAACCACUACAAAGUCUGACUUUAUUUUCCAGUGGAAAUUCCACGAGAGCCGCUUUGUGCAUUAGGUUUGUUAGCAUCUGGCUAACAACAAAACAACAAGUUGUUAGCAUGUGGCUAACGACAACAACCCAAACACUCAUCCUGCCAUUUUUUUUUUUUUAGCAGCAAAAAAUUUUUUAGCAGCUUUUUAGCAUUAGCGGGUUGUUGGCAUGUGGCUAAAAACAACAAGAAUGAAAAGUCAAAACAAUCAUCCCGCGACUCGCACGCGGCAGGAUUCCCACCAUCCUUGUUUCCAUUAAAUUUUUUUAGCAAUGAAAAUUCCUUGUGUGCAGCUUUAGCGGGUUGUUAGCAGCAUGUUGGCUAAAAUCAACAACAAAAAAACCAGACACACACAAAAAAACAGCACUGUACUUGACCAUUACAAAAAAAAAAACAAGUGCGGUGA